AUGUUAACGUACGGGCAAAAGCGACUCCGAAGUUCUGCGUCUACGUCCAGCAGCGGCAGUAGUUCCUCAGAUAGUAGCUCAGGAUCAUCAACCACAAGUAGUGGAAGCAGUUCCAGAUCAAGUUCCACUUCUAGUACUACCUCCAGCAGUUCUGCAAGUUCUUCUGGGAGUUCCAGAGACAGAGGAAGGAAGCGAAGUAGAAGCAAAAGUGUUGAUGCUUCACGCAGACAUGAUAACAAAGAAAAAGAAAGAGAGAAAGAAAGAGAAAGGGAAAGGGAUAGGGACAGGGAUAGAGAUAGAGACAGAGAGAAAGACAAAAAGAAAAGUAGCAACUCUGUGGUUGAUAAACCUAAACCCAAAGGACGCUCUAGAUCACCCUCACCACGUAGGAAACGCAGAGAAAGGUCACCAAUUCCUAGACCAACAAAAAUACAUAUUGGACAUUUGACCCGUAAUGUUACUAAGGAACAUAUUAUGGAAAUUUUCUCUACAUAUGGUCAGAUAAAAAUGGUCGAUUUUGCCAUGGAUAAACUUCAUCCUAAUCAAGGACGGGGCUUUGCUUACGUGGAAUUUGAAACGGCAGAUGAAGCUGAGAAUGCAAUGAAACAUAUGGAUGGUGGACAAAUAGACGGUCAGGAAAUCACUGCUGCUCCAGUAUUAUUACCAAAACCACGACCACUACCGAUGCGGAGGAUGUCACCUUUGAUGGGAAGAAGAGCACCGCCACGAUGGGGUGGCGGCGGUCGAAAUACUCCUCCUCGUUAUCGUAGACGUUCGCCACCCAUAAAUCGUCGUAGAAGCCCGCGGCCACCUAGACGCAGACCAAGAACCCGAUCGCGAAGUCCCCCAAAUAAUCCACGACAUCGGCACCGUCGCUACACGAGAUCAAGCUCAAGCAGUUCUCGAUAGCAAUCUUUUUUGUACAUACGAUAAAAUAAGAACUGAAUUUGACCGAACACAGUUUAUCCUGGUUGGUCGUCUUAAUAUAUUAAGCAAAACAAUUUUUACCGAUUCAUUCGAACACAAUUGACAGGGAAGUGUACGCACUCAAAAAAAAAAAGAACAAUAGAUUUGUCUACAACGGUGUUCAUAUAUGGCAAUUCACGCGUUGUUCUUGUGGAGCAUUGAGACGCCGUUCGUGACACGCAAGUUUUACUUUUGAAAUAUAUCAAUAUCACACGUGACAAAUAUAUUUGCUAUUGAUUGGUACCUGAAGGCUGAUAACC
Messenger RNA from Habropoda laboriosa, 1226 nucleotides. RefSeq names its product RNA-binding protein with serine-rich domain 1-A-like. NCBI's taxonomy places the organism in Eukaryota, Metazoa, Arthropoda, Insecta, Hymenoptera, Apidae. The transcript has 5 exons. Gene Ontology annotation, biological process: mRNA splicing, via spliceosome. The record is from RefSeq and is a predicted model, not a curated record. Gene Ontology annotation, cellular component: nucleoplasm; cytoplasm; ASAP complex. Gene Ontology annotation, molecular function: RNA binding. Bases 1 to 909 code for a protein of 302 amino acids.